CGGCGGAAACACCCGAGCAGUACCGAACCAACCUCGCGCUGGAACUCACGGUCGCCCGGUCAACGCAUUAUUGACCAUUUCCUGCGAUAAUUCCAACAACAUAACAUAGUCUGUUCAUAAUACUGCCAGAUAAUAAGUUUAAGACUUUUAACAUUUAGUGGUUAUGCUGUGACUCAGUGACAUAAUUAACAUUAAGUAAGUUGAUCUGCGACGGACAUUGUGUUGUUAGUAUGGACGUAAUAUGCACAGGAUCGUUAACAGUGGCUAAUGGAAAGCGUUAAUUAAGAAAAUUGGAGAAGACUUGACACCUUGCUCGACGCCGACAGGGGGUCGAUACGUAACAAGUAAACAAAGGGAUCGGGCUUGAUGAAAGUACCUUUCGAUUUUAACAAGAAAAUGCCGACACAUGUACAUGAGAACAUUGCUCUACUCAAUAUGAUGUCGUCAGAUAAUUUUGAAGAUGAAUUGAAAAGCGUCCAAUUACAUUUUCCAUCAAACAGAAGAUUACACAACGACGGCGCAUGCGUGGAGGAGAGGGUGAGGACUUCCCGCGGGGACCUGCUGGUGGCGGUCCGCGGGGACCGCAGCAAGCGCGCCAUCAUCACCUACCACGACCUCGGGCUCAACUAUGCCGCCAACUUCCAGGCGUUCUUCAACUUCAUCGACAUGCGGGCGAUAUUGGAUAAGUUCUGUAUCUAUCACGUAACCGCGCCGGGUCAGGAGGAGGGCGCCCCCACACUGCCCGAAGAUUACACUUAUCCGAGCAUGGAUGCAUUGGCUUCCCAAAUAGAUUUCAUUCUCGGACAUUUUGGUAUAAGGUCAUUCAUUGGUUUUGGAGUGGGUGCCGGAGCUAACAUUUUGGCGCGCUACGCCAUUGUUAGUCCUCAAAAGGUAGAUGCGCUGGUCCUGAUUAACUGCACGUCUACUCAGGCUGGGUGGACUGAAUGGCUAUAUCAGAAAAUAAAUACUAGACAGUUGCGAUCGAGCGGUAUGACACAGGGAGCGUUGGAUUAUCUGAUGUGGCAUCACUUCGGGCGCAGCACUGAUGACCGCAAUCAUGAUUUAGCGCAGGUUUACAAAGAGAGUUUCUCGCACGUUAAUCCGGUCAAUUUAGCCAUGUUCAUUGACUCGUAUUUGCGCAGGACGGAUCUCAGUAUCUCGAGGGAUACGCACUCUAUAAAGGUGCCGGUUCUGAACGUGACCGGUGCUCUGUCGCCGCAUGUCGAUGAUACGGUGACGUUCAAUGGGCGACUGGACCCCUCUAAGACGUCGUGGUUGAGCAUCUCCGACUGCGGCAUGGUGCUGGAGGAGCAGCCGAGUAAGAUAGCAGAAGCGUUCAAACUAUUCCUGCAGGGCGAAGGGUACUGCAGGUAGUCGCGAUGCCGACACCUCACACAACGAACGCUGCGCUGCAAUCUUAGAAUGCACUCGAUGCUUUCACGCGAGCUUUAAACACUGUUGUAGACACAUUGACAAUGUAGACGAAAACCAUGUUGUUCCUUGUUUUUAGAUGUUUAUGGAAAUAAAUUUAUUUUGUGGCUUAA
Helicoverpa armigera (cotton bollworm) is the source of this 1544-nucleotide messenger RNA. Its product is annotated as protein NDRG3. The coding region runs from base 367 to 1374 and encodes 335 amino acids. NCBI's taxonomy places the organism in Eukaryota, Metazoa, Arthropoda, Insecta, Lepidoptera, Noctuidae. Gene Ontology annotation, biological process: signal transduction. The transcript has a single exon. Gene Ontology annotation, cellular component: cytoplasm. The record is from RefSeq and is a predicted model, not a curated record.